GGGUGGGGGUUCUCUCUCCCCCAUAGAGCGCAGCAUGAGCGCUCCGCAGCAAAAGGAUGUGUGAGCAGGCAGCGCGCUACUGUAGGGACGGAGUCCACAAACUGCUGAACAAAGAACAAGCCAAACUUCGAGCCCAAGAAAGCCGCGAGCAGCCGAAACCCGUAGCCGGUCAGGACAGCGAGUCCGCAACGGCAGCGCAGUCCGGAAACAGCGGCGCCCAGCCCGGUGGAAUCGACGGGCUCGUCCGCUGGAUCGUCACCAAAAUGAGCGACAACAAGAACAUCUCCAGCCGGGAGUACGCCUCCAGUAAGGAGGAGGUGGCCGUGGCUCAGGAGCAGUUCUUCGCUCCGGAACCGCGGAGAGGCAUCUCCGUUAUUUUGGAUAUUUUCAGAAGAGCUGACAAAGAUGAUGACGGGAAGCUGUCUCUGGAUGAGUUCCAAGCAUUCUUCUCAGAUGGCACGCUGAAUGAAGAGGAGCUGGAGAAGCUAUUUCACACCAUUGACUCUGAUAACACCAGUAAUGUUGACACUAAGGAACUCUGCGACUACUUUGCUAAGCACAUGGGAGAUUAUGAGGGAGUUCUGGCUUCUCUGGAAACGCUCAACCUUUCCAUCCUCAAAGCCAUGGACUUCACCAAACGGGUGUAUGAGAGGGGAACCAACGUGGAGCAAUUUGUUACCCGUUUCCUGCUGAAGGAGUCAGCCAAUCAGAUCCAGUCUCUCCUGAGCUCUGUGGAGAGUGCUGUGGAUGCCAUCGAUGAGCAGCACAGCCAAUCAGGUCAUCUACCUGCCAAAGUGAGUCCACGGAUGUCAGGGAAGCGCUACGAAAACACUGUCCCUGACUAUCCCCCUAAUAACAGAGUCAGCGCCAAGGAGGCUGUCAGGACCAUCAAUACUGCUUCAGGUGCAGUGGAGGUGAGGAAAGAAGGUCUGGAGGUGCAGAUCAACCGUCUAGCUGAACUCAUCGGACGACUGGAGAAUAAGACGGUCUGGUUUGACCUGCACCAGAGGCUAACAGACACAGAUGGCACCACCAGUGCAUCUUUGCUGCUGAUUCGUCAGGAGAUGGUGGUUUCCCAGAAGCAGCUCGGUGAGUUCUGUGAGGCUCUGAAGCAGUACCUGAAGAACGUCUCCGCUCAGAGAGACUGCUUUCAUGUGACUGCAGUGCGUCUGCCAGAUGGUUUAUCCUUUGUCGUCUAUGAGUUCUGGGAUGGCGAGGAGGAGUGGAAGAGGCACCUCCAGUCGGCUCCCAACAAAGCCUUUCAGCAUGUGAAGGUGGAUACACUGUGCCAGCCGGAGGCUGUGUCCUCUGUAGCCGUGCCAGCCGUCUGGUGCAGCGUGAACAGGGACUGAGCAUGAAGAUAUUCGACUACACGCCAAGACUCCUGACACUCCUCACUUCUUUAACUCCUUCCCCUCCUGCCCUAAAACCUUUUUUUCUCCUCUACGUUUCACCCACCCCAAUCCCCACAACCCCCAAACUCCCUCAACUCUUUUUGUAAGUACAUGUUUACAUAGUGCAAAUGAAUGGUGUCAACUGCGGUGAAAAUUGAACAAACAGUGCAUUUUACAACGUGAGAUUACUAAAACAUGUUUGCAUCUCAUCAUGGUAGUUUGCUGGAUUUCAAGAUUUUGGAUUACUUCAUGUACAUGUUUCUAAUAGCUUUGAGCCACUGUAAGGUGGAGAUUGUCAUGUAGCAAGGACCCCGAAGGUUGAGUUUUCCAUGUAGCAGCUUUUCAGUAGUCAGUUUGGGAAUGCAGCUGAUCACCACAGAUAGCUCAUCUGUGUAGCUGUCAUUUUAUAGUAGCUGCUUAUUAUUCAUCUGUGAAUAGUAUAUAGUAGACUUUUGUUUAUUUAUUUAUUUCAUAACUGACCAAAUUACCCUCGCAUCAGCCAUGACUUAAUAAAAUAAAGACUCGGAAUACCUAGUUGACAGAUUAGUUUGCGUUCUCAGGAAAACAGAGAAGUCUUUAGCUAGCUGGAUGUUAUUUACCCAAAGCCAUCUAAAUAUGACAUUUAGCCUAGAACUUUAUUUGGGAAACUGAACAUUGGCUCUGGAUAAACAAGUGAUUUUAAUAUGAGAGAAGAACCACUGAAAGGUAGAAUAAUGUGGUUAUUUUCCUGUACAGUUCCAGCUGUUCACCAGUAGAUGAAUAGGAAAGAAACAGAUGUGCUAUCAGACAACAGUGGUUCCAGUAGUAACUUUAAGUCUUCGCAUAACAAUCAGUAGAUGACCCCAUAAGGUCACCUUUUAAAGUUAAUAAUCUUAUAAUGACCAAGUAUAUCUGACCUCCUCCAUAAUUUUCUGAUUUUGUUGCCUUCGUUUGUUCUGUUGCACUCUCUUAAUCUCUUUUACAUUCACUCUGUAUACAAUGGCUGUUCUGAGGGUAAUGUCUCUGAUGGUUUACUGGCUGUUACACGGUACUGUUUCUUUAAAGUGCAGCAAAUCCCUUUGACCUGACACCAGCAGAAGAAGGCCAGCUGAUGUCAGGUCUUCUCAAGGAUUUGCACGUGUAGAUGCUAACACAAAUUCCCACUAGUGUUUCUCUGUGUGGUUUUAUUUUAAUUUAACACUUUGGGGUUAAAGAGUCAAAUCACUGCGCUUUGACAUCAGGGCCAUUUAAGGGAUCGUUUCUGACGCGACACGUCCGCUACGUUGAGAAAGCGACUGCUUAGAGAGACAGGCAGCACCUCACUGAUCUCCAUGCAGAUAAACUCGGUUUGAUUUUUGCCUUCUGUUCAUGCAUUCCUUGUCUGAAUUGGUGAUGGGUUGCUUAUAUUAGCUGUGUAAGUCUAGUGGAGAUUGUACAUAUGAAAAUGUUGUUCUGUUAUGAUUAUAUUUGUAUUUACUGACAUCUUUUAGUGCUAUGGUACAAAUCUUAUCCUCAGUGAAAGUGGCAGUAGCUUCACAGGUGCUGCAGCUUCUCUAAACUGUUUGUUUGAAUUCAAAUAGCUACCAUCUGAAACAGAUAUAUGAAUCUGAAGAACACUGAAUAUAAAGCCUUAAACAUCACCACAUGGUUGAGGAGGUAAAGGGUUUUAAAAGACAACUUCUUUUUGAUGCAUUUUAAAUUCCCUGGAAGCAGAGAAUUUCCCACUUUCAGUGUAGACAUCAGAUUGUGUUUCAUUAAUAUAUGACAUUAUUACCACGAUGAUAGGUCUAUUCAGCUAUUAAACAUAUCACUGAAAGAAUAACCUUGAAUUUGAAAUAAACCUUCACAACACUUAGCAUACUGUAGCAGUUAGAUGAACCACCUCAGCAUUAAUAUCUCGAACACGUGAUCACAUGUAUUGCCACUACUGAACCCACCUUUAAGUGCAAAAAAGUUAAUGAACAGGAGGAUAUUACAGAAAGUUACAGCUCUUGCAAAUUCCAGGACAUCAGGGUCAAAUGCAGGAUGGAUCCGAUGACUUAUUCGACCUUUACGUUAAAACCCCGAUGAGCAUAUUAUUCGGACGUGACAUCAACAGUAUUGUUCGGUAAAGUCUGAAAACCGGCUGAGUUCAGUCUUCACUUCACAUCGGCCCACACACUCUGGAGAAAAGUGACAUAAAAUCAGAGUAGAAAUGUUUUUGCUUUUCGCUACAGCUUCAGUGCUGGGCUAAUGCCAUGUUCUUAGCAAUAGAUUUGACCCCAUUCACCCCGGGAUGAACACAGUAUGAAGGUCAGAAUCCCGCAUACGCCUCCUCGUCGCCACUGUAAGCCCUACACUGUCAAACAAUCAGAUUAAAAAAAGCACAAUGUAAAAAUGAGUGAAUAUUGUGACUUAAGCAUAGUAGAGUAUAUUAGAGGUCAAUGAGUAUGAUGAGAGUAUGUAGAUAUAUUACUGUCUAACUGGGUAAAGACUUGUUAAUGAAUCACUCCUCCGUUACAGCAUUAUUCUUUCAAAGGUGCCAUCUUGCCAUCCACCUCACUGUUGAGUCUAUUCUCUCUUCACCUGUGAAGACAGCGAGUCUGUCAUCUGCUGGCACUGUGGUGGCAGUGAGUGGGAAUCCAGCUACACUGACACUAAUGUUGAUUGUUACCUACUUUUAGAACUCUGGGCUGCGCUCAGCGGGGCAUGACUGUGUGACACGUGGAAGUGUUGAACAUUAUGACAUAUAUGGUAACAGAAAUAUGUAUAACAAUAGACUUGUAGAACAGGCAUGCAAAAGCAGUAUUGCAUUAUCUGUGAAAAUGUAUUUACCAACCUGUGAGUGUCUCUUUUAAAGGUACCCUGUGGAAGUUUGGACCACUAAAAGCAUUACAGAGCAGAGAUUUCACAAAUAUAGCAAUGAAUGUGUUAAAAAAACAGUGUAUUGGGGCUAUAAAGAGAUCUGCUUUGUUUUAUAAGGAAGAAAGCAGCGUAAGAGGGGCUGUUGCUGUGCCACUUAUCAUCUAACUUGUUGUUUUGAAAUGGUCCAACUAAAAUGGAAUUUGCAGGGCUUAAGAAUAAAUCUAGGUGCUAAUCUGGACCUGACAAAGUUUCAAAACCAAGUCUUUCAGAGGGAUUCAGCAAUGCAAUGGCUUGUGCAACUAUCUGACUUCUGAAAUUAAAGUAUCAAAACCUUAAGUGACUAAGUAGAGAUUAAGUUGCAAAAUACAAAAAGUACAUUGACAUGACUUAAUGAUCAUGAGAUGUGUCUGUUGGUUCUCCAUGAUGCAAGUUAAGGUAGUCUUAAAAGCUUGAAAAGAAGGCCACUUAAAUACUUAAAGUACCUUGAGGUGGUCAGGUUUGAUUUGUGAUCUGUUAAUGCAGUCUGUAUACUGUAUGCAGUUACUACAUUAGCCCCACGAGGUGAAAGGUUAGCCAAUAACCACCUGUUUAAUAUUAAAACCACAAUACUUUGUUUACAAGAAAAACUCCACAGGGUACAUUUAACCUCUCACUUGUUGGGAAAAAAAACCCCAACAUAUACAUAUAUAUACAUAUACAUAUAUAUAUAUAUAUAUAUAUCAAACUCCAAUCCUAUUUGCGUUCAAGAAGGAGCUACUGUAUUCUCAAUACAAACAAAGCCAUACUGCAUGGAUUAGUGUUUACAUGUAAGUGAUUUACUAUACCGAUAGCCAUAGAUUUACAGUACUCAAGCCUGGCUGAGUGCAACCCACGUGUUCUAAUUAAGGGAUCUCCCUUUGUGUACAUUGUGCCCAGCUCGGCUGGGUUGUGUAUAUGGGAUCGAUAGUAAGUGAAUGGUCAGAAACACCAGUACUGUUUCCUGUUGAUACAUUCCUGAAUGUCCCUCAGACUGUGCAACCUGUUCUUUUUCUAUCCUCCUACUCCUCAGUGCAACCCGUGCUUCGUCAUACAAUGAAAGAGUUAUGCCACUGAAAUGUAUUGAAGCAUGGCUGAGCAGAACGUUUCCUGGCAACAUUGUGAAAAGAUUAAACGGCAGAGGACCUACAACAUGUUGAGAUCAGGCCUUCUGUAGGCAUGGAUCAGUUUAUGUAAUUGUGGGGAUAAACAGGAAACGUGUCACCUGGUUUACCUCAAGAAGUGUUACAUAGACACCGUAAAGGUGACACCAUAGACUAUAUAUAAAAGAUGGCCAUAGCCACCAUGAUGUCACCAAUCGGUUCUUGACUGUGGCUCUAUGAUGCCACCCAGACUCCUUUCCUUCCUCCUGCAAGUGCAUGGUGGGAUGCAGGCCUGAUUCACAGAAUUGUUCAAUUCAGUUUAAACACAAUAGCUUUCCAAUACCAGUCUUUUCACCCAAGGCAAACAUUCAAAAAACUAAAGUCACGAGAGAAUGACAUUAACCACAAUAAAACCAUGUCGGUCUUUGAGUGGCUUUUUAAGAUGGGUUCUUAAAAAUGACAUCCUGAAGGUCAUCAACAAGCUUUUUGCCAUAUGCAGUGCAGCAUUUGUCUCCACCCUGCUCUGCAGAUAUAUCAGACAGAAUGUAUUUCACAAACCUGAAGCUCCUCUAUCUAGAUCCUUUCUAAAAACCAACUCAACCUGGCCAUAAAACAGCCGCCCAGAAUAGGAAAUACAAUCUGCAUGAGUGAUCAUGACCUACCCUACCAUCACAAGUAUUGCAAACCAAAGAACCACUUUAAGCUCUACACAAAAGACCUCCUUACCCAUUGCAACAUAUACCCCAACUACUCUGAACCACUAGCAACCUUUGCUAUGGUGACUGCACAAACACCUUGAAAAGAACUUCCCAAGAACACCAGAGUGCAGCUGGCAUUAACCCAAUAUUUGGCUUCCCUUGCAAGGUAGAACCAAGUGUCAUUAUCUGAGAUUUCUAUAUAAAGACUGCUCCCCUUGCCUUCACACAAGACAUGCAGGCUACAUCCAUCUUUUAUUUAGAGUCUAUCCAAGAGUACAAGCCAAUUAGUAAUUUGCCAAACUGACCGACAUCGAGGCCAUAACUCUUCCUUUCUAUGGCUGUGUUCUUUUCUAUUCUUCAACUGAGUGCAUGUCAACUGAAUGUCCAGUAACUUCUUUGCUGUAGUAUUAGGCAAUGCUACUCAAUGGGUUUUGUGCAUUUCUUACCUUCUUUGUUUUCUAGUAUUCCUAUGAAAGAGACAGAGACUUAAAUCUAUUAUAUAAAAUAUAUGACUAGAAAAAUGGCAUUCAAGAAUGAACAGAACUUUUAUGGCGAUGUUUAAUUAAAUAUUAAUUCUUAAUGUAUGUUUCAGUAAAAAAAAAAAUGCUUUCUCUUCUUAAGUGUAGAGACUUAUUGCAGGGAUGCAAGUAUUAUAUUUGGUCUUUAAAGAAUAUCUUGUUGAAAUUCUAGAUGAUGUAGAGUGAUGCAAUUCAAUAAAACUAUAAAACUGAAAACUGUGCUGUAUGGCUUUGAUAUUAAAUGCUGCUGGUUAUUGGGAA
Oreochromis niloticus (Nile tilapia) is the source of this 6812-nucleotide messenger RNA. It is a transcript of the gene necab2, whose product is annotated as N-terminal EF-hand calcium binding protein 2. Gene Ontology annotation, cellular component: cytoplasm. NCBI's taxonomy places the organism in Eukaryota, Metazoa, Chordata, Actinopteri, Cichliformes, Cichlidae. The transcript has 13 exons. Gene Ontology annotation, molecular function: calcium ion binding. The record is from RefSeq and is a predicted model, not a curated record. The coding region runs from base 57 to 1352 and encodes 431 amino acids. Gene Ontology annotation, biological process: regulation of amyloid precursor protein biosynthetic process.